GAGGGGGGGGGUUAAACCGGACCGGGAACGACGUGUCGAGCGGCAAGGUUUAGGGUCAGGAAAGCGGGGUGGUGGUGUUUAAAACAAACCCAAAAAAAAAAGACAAAACAAAAAAACCAACCCCCCUAAGGUAAAUUUAAAAAAAAAAAAAAACAAACCAACCACAACAAAACGGGCUCACGGCCGCGUAAAAGGUCAAAGGUCGGAGGUUGAGGAGGAGCCGCUUCCCCCGUCGGUAAAGUGUCAGCAUCCUGCCUCUGAGAGGAUCUCUGUCAAUUAGAUGAUGGACACAGCCAAAACUUCCAGUGUUCAAGAGUUCAGAGUGAAAAUACCACUGAAGCUCUAACAUUCAGGAGCCGUAGAGAGGGUCUGUGUGGAACAGGAAGUGCAUUUCCCCAGAGAGCCAAAGCUGGAUACAGUGCCUUUGCUGAAGCAUUGCACAUGCUGGAAUUGCCUGACCCCCUGAUGUAUUCCGGGAUGGCAACUAGGUGACGACAGCUGAGGAUGACCCUGACUGAAAAACUGCGCGAGAGGAUAUCGCGGGCGUUCUACAACCACGGGCUGUUGUGUGCUUCCUACCCCAUCCCCAUCAUCCUCUUCACUGGUCUCUGUAUUCUGGCCUGCUGUUACCCGCUGCUGAAGCUGCCACUGCCUGGAACAGGACCUGUGGAGUACAGCACCCCUGUGAAGGAUUACUCUCCACCCUCUCCAGACACGGGUCUGCAGCAAGGGGAUCUCAGCGAACGUCCCGACUGGUAUGUUGGUGCUCCUGUGGCCUACAUUCAACAGAUCUUUGUGAAAGCUACCGUCUCCCCAUGGCAGAAGAACUUCCUUGCUGUUGAUGUAUUUCGUUCACCCCUCUCCCGUGUCUUCCAGCUAGUGGAGGAGAUUAGAAACCAUGCCCUGAGAGACAGUUCUGGUGUCAAAAGCUUGGAGGAAGUUUGCCUUCAGGUAACGGAUCUUCUGCCUGGCCUCAAGAAGCUGCGGAAUCUGCUCCCCGAACAUGGCUGUCUGUUACUGUCUCCAGGGAACUUCUGGCAGAAUGACCGAGAGCGAUUUAAUGCUGACCCAGAUAUCAUCAAAACCAUCCACCAGCAUGAACCAAAGACAUUACAAACAUCAGCUACUCUCAAAGAUCUGUUGUUUGGACUCCCUGGGAAGUACAGCGGGGUGAACCUCUAUAAUAGGAAGCGAGUGGUAUCAUACACUGUCACACUGGGUCUCCAGCGAUAUGAUUCCAGGUUCCUCAGCAGCCUCCGCUCUCGCCUCAAGCUGCUGCAUCCCAGCCCUAACUGCACGCUGCGAGAGGAGAACAUCGUUCACGUCCACUUCAAGGAAGAGAUUGGCAUUGCUGAGCUGAUACCCCUUGUCACCACCUACAUUAUACUCUUCGCUUACAUCUACUUCUCCACACGGAAGAUUGACAUGGUGAAGUCGAAAUGGGGUCUGGCACUGGCAGCAGUCGUGACGGUUCUCAGCUCUCUGCUCAUGUCCGUUGGGCUGUGCACGCUGUUUGGUUUGACACCUACUCUUAAUGGAGGAGAAAUAUUUCCAUACUUGGUUGUAGUGAUUGGCCUAGAGAACGUGUUGGUUCUCACCAAGUCAGUUGUCUCUACACCCGUUGACCUGGAAGUGAAGCUACGCAUUGCCCAAGGCUUGAGCAAUGAAAGCUGGUCAAUUAUGAAGAAUAUGGCGACAGAGCUUGGGAUCAUCUUGAUCGGAUAUUUCACCCUUGUCCCAGCCAUCCAGGAGUUCUGCCUCUUUGCUGUGGUCGGCCUGGUGUCUGACUUCUUUCUGCAGAUGUUUUUCUUCACUACCGUGCUGUCCAUUGACAUUCGCCGUAUGGAGCUCGCUGAUCUGAACAAACGGUUGCCGGCAGAAGCCUGCAUGCCCCCAGCGAAACCUGUCAGCCGCUCUCAGCGCUACGAACGCCAGCCAGCUAUGCGACCUGCCACCCCCCACACCAUCACCCUGCAGCCAUCGUCUUUCAGGAAUCUGCGCCUGCCAAAGAGGCUGCGGGUGAUUUACUUCUUUGCCAGGACCCGGCUGGCCCAGAGACUCAUCAUGGCCGGGACGGUGAUCUGGAUUGGAAUCCUGGUUUACACGGAUCCUGCUGGUCUCCGCACCUACCUCACGUCACAGGUCACCGAACAAAGUCCUUUGGGUGAAGCAGGUCUGCCUCCUAUGCCUGUUCCUGGAGGGGUCCUACCUGCUGGCGACCCUAAGAUUGAUCUCUCAGUCUUCCCGUCGGACCCUAUCCAGCUGUCAGAAAACCAGACGCAGCCACGUGAGCAGAAGUCAGGGCUGGAGUCCCUGAGCAGGCUGGAGACAAACCAGCACACUUGGGCCCAAGGACCAGAGGGCAAAGGGAAUGGACAGACGGAGCUAGGAACUGAAGCGGAGGUUACCUGGGGAGCAGAGGAUGAGGAGAUUUGGAGGAAGCUUUCCUUCAGACACUGGCCAUCCCUCUUCAGCUACUACAAUAUCACUCUGGCCAAAAGAUACAUCAGCAUCCUUCCAGCAAUCCCUGUCACGCUGUACCUGAACCCACAAGAGGCCUUAGAAGUGCGGCAUCCCCAGGAGGCUAACCGCUACCACCCCUUCUUAUCUUCAAGCAGUGGGAAGCUGGAUACUGAAGCUCAGCCUGACCAAGCCUCAUCCAAGCUGCAAGUGCACCAGGAUGUCACUCUUUACAAGGUGGCUGCUCUGGGUCUGGCCUCGGGCAUUAUCCUGGUCCUCCUGCUCUUCUGCCUGUACCGGGUGUUCUGCCCCAAGAACUAUGGGCAGAAUGGGCUCUCGCACAGCAGGAGGAAGAGGGGGGACCUGCCCUGUGAUGAUUACGGCUACUCCCCACCUGAGACAGAGAUCGUCCCCUUGGUUCUCAGGGGUCACCUCAUGGACAUCGAAUGCCUGGCUAGUGAUGGGAUGCUGCUUGUCAGCUGCUGCCUGGUGGGCCAGAUCCGUGUGUGGGAUGCUCAGACCGGCGACUGCCUCACCGUUAUUCCCAAACCAAGGUUGCGAAGAGACAGCAGUGGCAUCUUUGAUUACCAGGAAAGCUGGGAUCAUAGUCCAGAUGGCAAGAAUGGUCUGGACGACUCUUUUGAGAACAGUCACCAGCUCAAAAGGAUGCUCAGCCCCCCGCAGCCUCCGCUUUUCUGCGACCAGCCAGACCUCACGUCUCUCAUUGACACGAACUUCUCUGAGCAGGUGAAGGUGGCUGAGUCAGAGACGCGGCUCCGUGCUGUGGGCAGUCGCCAGAAGGAGACCGGGUAUGACUUUAGCAGCCUGGUUGGUAAAGUGUACGAAGAGCACGGCACCUCCAACUGUAUGAACUUCACUGGCCUCUCAGCCCCACAUGGACAGGCUGGCUUCUGUGUGGGGAGCAGCAGUCCCCGCUCCCUGCGCUGCGGGACCGAGGAGGGAGGCUGCAGCAGCCGCAGAAGGAGCCUGGGGGAUGAGUCCUUUACAGGAUUUGACAAAUCGUCACCGCUUCCUUCCUGGGGAGGAGACUUGGAGAGCUCUGUCUGGAGCCUGGACCUGCAAGGGAACCUGAUUGUGGCUGGCCGGAGUAAUGGGAAGCUGGAGGUUUGGGAUGCGAUCGAGGGGACCCUCCGUAGCAGUAAUGAUGAAGGUCAAUCUGGCAUCACAGCACUUGUCUUCCUGAACAACAGGAUUGUCGCUGCCCGGUUGAAUGGCUCUCUAGAUUUCUUUUCGCUAGAGACACACACGUCCUUGAACCACCUGCAGUUCCGAGGAGCCCCAAGCAGAAGCAGCAUCCCGUCUUCCCCCGUGUUCAGCAGCAGCGACAUCAUCAUGUGUCAGCUCACCCACACCGUGUCCUGCGCCCACCAGAAGCCGAUCACGGCGCUGAAGGCUGCGGCUGGACGGCUGGUCACGGGGAGCCAGGACCACACUCUGAGAGUGUUUCGGCUAGAAGACUCAUGCUGUUUGUUCACGCUGCAGGGUCACUCAGGAGCAAUCACAGCUGUGUACAUUGAUCAGACGAUGGUGCUAGCGAGCGGAGGCCAGGACGGUGCCAUCUGCCUUUGGGACGUGCUGACGGGGAGCAAGGUCAGCCACAUGUACGCCCACCGAGGGGACGUCACGUCCCUCACCUGCACAACGUCCUGCGUCAUCAGCAGCGGCUUGGACGACGUGAUCAGCAUCUGGGACCGCAGCUCGGGGAUCAAGCUCUAUUCCAUCCAGCAGGAGAUGGGCUGCGGUGCCAGCCUGGGCGUCAUCUCCGACAACCUGUUGGUGACAGGAGGCCAAGGCUGCGUCUCCUUCUGGGACAUCGGCUACGGCGACCUGCUCCAGACCGUCUACCUGGGGAAGAGCAACGAGUCGCAGCCCGCGCGGCAGAUCCUCGUGCUGGAGAACGCCGCCAUCGUCUGCAACUUCGGGAGCGAGCUCAGCCUGGUCUACGUGCCCUCGGUGCUGGAGAAACUGGACUGAGGAAGGAGGGGCAGGCGCCGGAGCCUGGGUGGAGGGAGGCAGGCGGGACGGGGCGCCCGGGCCCCUUCCGUAGUUGAAGGCAGCGUGGGCGGACGAAGGGUGGGCUCUAGGCAGCGCCGCGCUGCUGCCCACAGGCGAGGGGACGGGGACGCCGGCUCCAUCGCUCUGUCCGUACCUCUGUUGCCUUUCCUCCUCGUAAACUGGACUCUUGCCACCCAAAGGUCUUCGGGGCCCCAGCCCUCCUCUUCGCCCCUCUCCCCCGUUUCCUGCAUCUUCCACGCGGUCGCCGGGGCUCCCCAGGGGUGCGAUGCUCCCGGGGCUGUCCCGGCUGGCGCAGAGGGACACGGCGGAGUGAGGGGGGGGUGCCACGCUCCGCUCCAGCACCCUGCUGGGGACAGGACAGGCGACGGGGCUGGCGUGCGGUGGCUCCCCAGAGCUGACCGGCUGUCUGGGGGAGACCGAAGGAGGAGCAGCGCGGGGCUGGGGGAGCCUUGCUGCCUGUUGCCUUGGGGUAGCCGAGCUAAGCUGGGCCCAGCUCUGUCUCGGCAGGUUCCGGCUUAGUCGCAGCGGUGCCGGCAGCGGUGCCCGGCCUGCCUUUGCAGGGCCGUCCCAGCCCAACGCCUGCUCCCGGGGCACAGGGGACAGCCCUGCACACCCGGCCUCCCCCCGCCCCAGGCCAGAGAGGAGCAGCCAGGAGCUGCCAGCUCUUGGUGAACCCCUGGCACCCAGUGCCGCCAUCACCGCGGUCUGGCCGUAGCCCCUCGGCUCACAGUGGCAGCGGGUCCACACCGGGAGAAGGAUGGGGUUGAUCUCACCUGGGCGCUUGGCUUGGCCUCCACAUCAGGAGAAGGACGGAGCUGACCUCACCUGGGCACUUGGCUUGGCCUCCAUGUGCCUUAGAGCGCGGGCAGGGCCCCCACCUGCCCAGCUCUGGGCCGGCCCUGCCCCAUGCGGGGCCUGUGCGGCAGCAGUCCCUGCCCUAUUUAUUUAUAUGCUGUAUAUAUUUAUUUAUUAUGGCAGGAAAGCGCGGGACCAACGGCCCGGCAGUACCUGCGCCCAUGUGCCCGCCCUCGCUCCACCAAGCUGCCGUGGCAGAGCCGCCCUGGCACUGGACCUGCUCCUGCCUUUCUCCUUCGCCCAGUUUGCAGCAAUAGCACCUUCCUCCUCCUCCUCCUCCUCCCGCUGCAGGGCCAGAGGAGGAUUUUCUCAGGUUGGGAGCAGGCCGGCAGCCCUUGCCCCCAUCCUCCCUGCGGGGAGAAAGCCCCGUGGGGCAGGGGGAGACGGCCCGACUGACACUGGGGGGCCGGGGGAUCAGUGGGGACCAAAGGGCCCUGCCACCGGUGGGCAGCCCCCCACCCCGAGACACCGGGCUUCCCCUCUGGCAUGUGCCGGGGGGGGGGGGGGGGGGGAGCUCAGCUCCCCUCCCCAGUUGCAGUACAGGCCCCGCUCCAGCCCCAGGCAGCGAGGGGCAGGGGGGCUGAGCCACUGCCCCCCAAAACCCUGCCCUGGCAAUGGGGGGGCCACCAGCCUUGAGCAGAGCUGGGGCCGAACCCUUCCUCUACCGCGCUCUUCCCUCCAGUAAAUGCCGAUGACGUCUGUUAAUUGAAUCCUGGUGAUUGUAGAGGCAGCGCCGUGCUGGCCCCCUGGGCAGGCGGGAAGCCCCCCCUGAGCACGGCCGAAGGGACCCACGGCCUGGGGGCUCCCCUGGGGGGGCCAUGGGGCAGCACCCCCCUCCCCGCCCCGGCUUCCCCCUCUGCCUCGGGUGGCCUUAGCCCGGCUGUACGCUUUGUACUGUACAGGGGACGCUUUUUGUACCAGAUCCUGUUUUAUAACCUGUCCGAGGACACCGCCAUUAAACGGAACUAACCCGA
This is a messenger RNA of Aquila chrysaetos chrysaetos, 6326 nucleotides long. RefSeq names its product SREBF chaperone (gene SCAP). Bases 505 to 4455 code for a protein of 1316 amino acids. Gene Ontology annotation, biological process: SREBP signaling pathway. Gene Ontology annotation, cellular component: Golgi membrane; endoplasmic reticulum membrane. The record is from RefSeq and is a predicted model, not a curated record. Gene Ontology annotation, molecular function: protein binding; sterol binding. Lineage: Eukaryota; Metazoa; Chordata; Aves; Accipitriformes; Accipitridae. The transcript is spliced from 24 exons.